AUGGCGAAUGAAUAUGGAAUCGGAAUGGGUUCGAUUAUGGCGAUUGUGGUCUUUGCGAUGAUAUUGUUGUUCGUUCCGCUAAUGAUGGGACCAGUGGCUCCACCAUCUCCUCCACUUAUCUUGGUGUUUCCUCUUGUCUUGCUCUUUGUGUUUCUCUAUCUCCAUUUUACGUGCAAAUAA
Molecule: messenger RNA, 180 nt
Organism: Brassica oleracea var. oleracea
Lineage: Eukaryota; Viridiplantae; Streptophyta; Magnoliopsida; Brassicales; Brassicaceae
Exons: 2
Coding region: 1-180 (59 amino acids)
Source: RefSeq, a predicted model, not a curated record